GGCCUCAAGGGGGCCGGCAGCCAGUCUGCCGGCCCCGUGGAGGACAGAGGUGGGGCCAACCGACUUGCCCAGCGACGCCGCAUCAAGCAGAUCCAGGACGUCCUCAAGAUGCUCGACAAGGAGUGCGUGGACAAGCUGGGCAAGGAGCGGGGCCGCUUGGGGGCGGAGCUGUUCGCCGAUCGGCCGUCCGAGGACAAGGCCGCGCCCGUCGCAGCCAGAGCGCGGUCGGCCCGUGCCGAGGUCGAGGAACUCCAGAAGGCCCGCGCCGCCCAGCAGCUCCGCAGUGACGAGCUGGCGGCGGAGCGCGCGCAGUCUGUUGAGCAGAUGCGCGUGGCGGAG
Molecule: messenger RNA, 339 nt
Organism: Prorocentrum cordatum
Lineage: Eukaryota; Dinophyceae; Prorocentrales; Prorocentraceae
Source: the annotation of a GenBank genome assembly